AUGGUCGUGUCUUACAGCCACGAGGGCAGCAAGGCUACUGGACUUGGGGAGUACAACCCCUGUUGGGCGACAGAGAGUGCCGAGUACGGGUGGUACCUCACCUUUGCGUGUGGUCCCGCGGAGAGCUGCGCUCGUCCUGGUGCUGUCAACGACCUCCCUCUCCAAGGCCUCAAGCCGUUGAAGCACGUCCUCACACCCUGA
This is a messenger RNA of Guillardia theta CCMP2712, 201 nucleotides long. RefSeq lists its product as hypothetical. The transcript has 2 exons. Bases 1 to 201 code for a protein of 66 amino acids. Lineage: Eukaryota; Cryptophyceae; Pyrenomonadales; Geminigeraceae. The record is from RefSeq and is a predicted model, not a curated record.